AUGGUAAAAGAGGUUAGUAAAAAGGAAGUAGUAGUAGAAAGAGUAAAGAAGAGGGUGGUUAAGGAGAAGGGGGUGGUUGAGGAGAAGAGGGUGGUUGAGGAGAAGGGGGUGGUUGAGGAGAAGGAGGUGGUUAAGGAGAAGAGGGUGGUUGAGGAGAAGGAGGUGGUUAAGGAGAAGAGGGUGGUUGAAGAGAAGGGGGUGGUUGAGGAGAAGAGGGUGGUUAAGGAGAAGAGG
Messenger RNA from Didymella exigua CBS 183.55, 234 nucleotides. RefSeq lists its product as uncharacterized. The transcript has a single exon. The record is from RefSeq and is a predicted model, not a curated record. The annotation marks the transcript as partial. Lineage: Eukaryota; Fungi; Ascomycota; Dothideomycetes; Pleosporales; Didymellaceae.